Dermatophagoides pteronyssinus (European house dust mite) is the source of this 1479-nucleotide messenger RNA. Its product is annotated as dihydrolipoyllysine-residue succinyltransferase component of 2-oxoglutarate dehydrogenase complex, mitochondrial. The record is from RefSeq and is a predicted model, not a curated record. Gene Ontology annotation, cellular component: mitochondrion; oxoglutarate dehydrogenase complex. Gene Ontology annotation, molecular function: dihydrolipoyllysine-residue succinyltransferase activity. NCBI's taxonomy places the organism in Eukaryota, Metazoa, Arthropoda, Arachnida, Sarcoptiformes, Pyroglyphidae. Gene Ontology annotation, biological process: tricarboxylic acid cycle.
AUAAUAAAAUGUUUAAAUAUACCAAAAUUUAUUCAUAUUCGUUGAUUGGCCGUCAUUGUUCACGGUUAGUUUCGACUAAACCAACACCAUCGACAAGAUCUUUCGGUAAUUUGCAAAUUGAAUCGAAAUUACGAUUGAAUACCGGUUCCAACAAUAACAAUAAUAUUAUAAGAUGCUCAUCAUCAUUAUGUUCGACUAAUUUUUGCUCAUCCGAUUGUAAAACGAAUACUGCCUUGUUAUUUCGUCGAUCGGACAAUAAUCAAAAUCAUUGUCGAACAUUUCAUGUAUCAGCCAGAUACUUUAACGAACUUCGUGAUGUUGUUGUACCACAAUUGGCCGAAUCACUAAGUGAAGGUGAUAUUCGUUGGAUAAAAGCUGUUGGUGAUCAAAUUAGUGAAGAUGAAAUUGUUGCCGAAGUUGAAACUGAUAAGACCUCGGUACCAAUUCAUUCACCAGUUGCUGGUAUAAUUGAAGAACUUUUAGCUGAAGAUGGAUCUACUGUCCAGCCGGGUAAAGUAGUUUUGCGUAUUCGUGUUGGUGCUACUGGUGGUGCAGCUGCUCCAGCAGCGGCAGUCGAAACUCCAAAACCUGAAUCUUCCGCACCACCACCACCACCGCCGCCAUCAACUUCGGAAUCUAGCCAACCGGCACCAAUGUCAAGCCAACCAAUUUCGGAUAUAAAAUCAGCUACACAAUCAAUGGCUAGUCAUCAAGCGGGUGGUGAAACAUCAUCAUCAUCAAUGGGAGGAUCAUCAUCAUCGUCGUCGCGGAAAGAAACCCGUGUAAAAAUUAAUCGUAUGCGUCAACGUAUUGCUCAACGUCUUAAAGAUGCCCAAAAUACUUAUGCAAUGUUGACAACAUUUAAUGAAAUUGAUAUGAGCAAUAUAAUUGAUAUGCGAAAUCGUCAUAAAGAUACAUUUCAAAAGAAACAUAAUCUUAAAUUAGGAUUUAUGUCGGCAUUUUUAAAGGCGACCGCUUUUGCUUUACAAGAUCAACCAGUGGUUAAUGCUGUUAUUGAUGGUAACGAAGUUAUUUAUCGUGAUUAUAUCGAUAUAAGUGUUGCUGUUGCAACACCAAAAGGUUUGGUUGUACCGGUCGUACGUAAUGUUGAACAAAUGAAUUAUGCACAAAUUGAAAAAGCAAUGAGUGAAUUGGGUGAAAAAGCCCGAAAUAAUCAACUGGCAAUUGAAGAUAUGGAUGGUGGUACUUUCACUAUCAGUAAUGGUGGUGUAUUUGGAUCGAUGUUUGGUACACCGAUUAUUAAUCCACCACAAUCGGCUAUACUUGGUAUGCAUGCAAUUAUCGAUCGUCCAGUUGUUAUUGAUAAAAAGAUUGAAAUACGACCAAUGAUGUAUGUUUGUUUAACAUAUGAUCAUCGUUUGAUUGAUGGUAGAGAAGCUGUUACUUUCUUACGAAAAAUUAAAUCUGCUAUUGAAGAUCCAAGAGUAUUGUUACUUGACAUUUAACAACAGCAACAAA